UCAUUCACCCCCGCGCGGCCUCCUCGCCUUCCUGUCUCUCCCCUUCUCCCCUCCCUUUCUGCUGCAGCUGGGUAGGGUUUAGCGGUGGCUGAGGGAGGUCUCGGUGGCAUGGCGCCGUCCAAGGGGGAGCGGCGGGGCGGCGACCCGGCCGAGGGGGAGGACGAGGAUUCGGCCAGCGUCGGCCGCUGCGCCAGAUCCGGCGGCAUCUGCCCGACCCGGCGCCACGCGGAUGACGAGGCCAGGUCAGCCGCUCGUACACCUGCGGCGAGGGCGCCGGGCGAGGGCGGGAGCCGGACGCUUGAGAGGCGCGUCGUGCCGGGGGAGAUGCGCGGCAAGGGCGCGGCCGCCGAUGUCGUCCAGGAGGCGUUGCCGACGUGCGGGUGCCACAUCGAGCGCUACCGUCACCACGAUGCGGUUCCCCGUCGACGCCCUGUACGGGUCGACGACGGCGAGGGCACGUCCGCGGCCGGCGCCGAGGAGGCCGUGCGGACGUGCGGGAGCUACACCGACACCCCGCCCCGACGCCCUACACCGGUCAGCGCGUCGACGGCUCUCGGCAUCAAGGGCGGCCGCGGAGGGCGGGGCCUGAAGAACAAGCGCGACGAGAUGCCCGUGGAGGUGAGCCGCGGCGGAGUGCACUCGGACGGCUUCGAAGAGUCGGUCGCGCGGUGCGGCUUCCGAAACCCGAGCCUGGUGCGGCGGUGCGCCACGCCGCCACGGAGGGACUCGACGCGGUGCGCGCAGAUGGGGGCCUGCAUUCCGGUGGCAGUUGGACGGGGUCGCGGCCACAAGGACACCCACGACGACUACUACGGCACCUCGAGGCCACGGGCUGCGGAGCUCCAUGCCCCCACUGCAGAUCUGCGCGCAGAGAUGUAUGACACCGGGAGUAUCGAGGGGCCACCUGGAUCUUUCACUGUGAACAAUGUCCAAGUGUUUGCUGGCUAUGUCCUGCAUACCGGUUCAUUUCUGGAAGGGCCUGACUCCAAGACAUUGUCUGUUGGCGAUGAAGUGAAAUACAAGGAAGUAAUUGGUGACCGUAUUGACCAGAAAGGUCCCAUUGCUCUUCCAGAGAAGCUGAUAUUUGAUUUCUCCCAUGGGAAACCUGUCCAACCAGAAGAUUUGCAAAAAAUUGAGUCUAUAGUGAAGCAGCGAAUAGAGGCUGAGCUGGAGCUAUCUGCACAAGAAAUAAAAUUAGCCAAUCCGAAGAGCGUGAAUGGUCUUCGAGCUGUGUUUGGUGAAAUCUACCCUGAUCCUGUAAGAGUUGUAUCGAUUGGUCGCAAACUGGAAGAUGUGCUUGCCAACCCUGAAAGCAAAGAAUGGUUAUCUGAUAUCAAUGAAGCAAGUAAACUGGACGGAGCAACAUUGGAAAAGAAAAUUGGAUCGAUCAAUAAUACACUGGAUGCAGCUGCUAUCCCAGCUGCAAGAAAAGCUGAUCUAAAAGGCAAUGUCUCAAAGUUGGAGGAUCAACUAAGGGAGGCGAAGAAGAAAACGGGCAAAGAAAAUGUCCAAAAGGCUGCCAAGACUGACAUAGAUGCUGCAGAAGCUGCUGUUUCUAAAGAAAAACUCUUCUGUGUUACUCAUGCUGGUGUGCGUCUUGAUACCACUGCUGCCCGGGAAGCAGUUGUCAAACCCAUGGACCGUUUCAAGGAUGCAGACAAGAAACAACUUGGUACAAUCGGUGAGGAGGUGAAGCAGUUGGCUCAAAGAGCAAGGGAUAACAGAGAAGCAAACAACAGCUCUUCUACUAGUGCAAGCAUUAAAAAAUCCGCUAAAAACACUGUUCAGAUACUUGUGAAAUUUUGUGGAGCAACUAUUCCUGUUCAGGAGAACCUUGACAUAUUAAGUGCAAAUAUGCUAAUCGAUCAUGUUUGCCGGUGUGCGGGAGUUAGUCUCACUGAUCUCUAUUCGACCUUCUGUGGAAGAAUUCUGGAGCCGAAUAAAGUUUUGUCAUAUUAUCAACUCCAGAAGGAUUCUAUGGUUUAUAUUAAUCCUAGACUACGAGGUGGCAGUGCUGGUCGUAAAAACUGGGAUGAUGUAAUCAUUACUCUGAAUGUCUACCACGGUGUGGCUUUGCCAUGGGACCUACUUCUCCCCUGUCAGAGUCCAGCAAUGAAAGUGUGGUACCUGGAUCAUCCACUACAGGUUCGGUGUCAAAAGGUGCUUAUAUACCUUGGCAGAAAACAUUACGUUGGAAUUUGUUUCGGAGGCUUCACUUCCAAGCAAAUUUUCUUUGAUGCCGAUGGUAAUGCGCAUAUUGAUGCUGCUCCUCAAGAGUAUAGUCAAGAACUUGCCUUAUUGGAUUAUGGUGCAGUUUCUGGAAUAUUUGACGAUGCCUUAGAAGCUGGAAUUAACAAAUAUCCAACCUAUUUCUAUAAUCUUAUCAGUUUCCUGUCAAAUUGUCCUGCUGUUGAUUUUCGAAGUAAGGCUGUGAUUGCUUUUGUCACGAAUCACCCCUCGCUGUUAACAUAUUCUCGAAGAAUUCAGAUCACUGCAGUUCUCGAUAUGUUGCUUACAAGGCUCAGUAAAGAUGAUUCAGAGGCCUUGAUAAAUAUGCUUGAAAAUUUCUCUUGGGGGAGCAGGUUGGAUAAGGUUCCUGCAAUGUACCACACGUAUUACUUUCACUGGUGGUAUGCUAGAGAUGGGAGCAUAUGUACCCCUUAUAAGGAUAAUGGAGUCAGCUUGCUCAAAUUCUCUAACAACUUUUUCAAGCAUCACAAUGGCUUCUCUCUAGAAGAGCGGGAUGCAGCGUUUGCGUUGGCGACGAAGCAUAAAAACUAUCUAGCUCAGCUACUGUUUUCCAUUCUUAUAACAUUCAAAGACCCAAAUAAGCCAUGCCCUCCAUCUGUUCAGGCUUUUAUUGAUGAAGUGAUUGUAAUGCUAGGGGAUCACACGGUCGAUUGCGAGAUUGCCCAAACUUGAUUGCAAGCGCAAUGCCUGGGAAUGCGAGCUGGGUGACUGUUUAGCUAGAUGGCUUGUUAUGUGUUGUCAGAGCGGAAUGCAUGUCUAACACCGGCAGGAAAUUGCUGUUGUUGUAAGCCUUUGAGCCUUGUUCAACAUUAUAUAACUGAAGUUUGUAUUGUACCAUUUCGAACCAUGUUCAUGGUGGUAGGGCUUUAAUUUUGUGAGGUAGGGCUUAAUUUU
This is a messenger RNA of Triticum aestivum (bread wheat), 3144 nucleotides long. RefSeq lists its product as uncharacterized. NCBI's taxonomy places the organism in Eukaryota, Viridiplantae, Streptophyta, Magnoliopsida, Poales, Poaceae. The record is from RefSeq and is a predicted model, not a curated record. The transcript is spliced from 12 exons. Bases 109 to 2922 code for a protein of 937 amino acids. Gene Ontology annotation, cellular component: mitochondrion; chloroplast. Gene Ontology annotation, biological process: alanyl-tRNA aminoacylation. Gene Ontology annotation, molecular function: protein binding; alanine-tRNA ligase activity; nucleotide binding.